UUACAGAAACCCUUGAAACCCUCAUCAGGCAAGCAGAAAAUUAUACCAGCAUCCUUUUUUGCAACACCUACAGGAACAUGGCCUUGGAGGCUGCUGCUUCAGUUCAAGAGUUCUUCACUGACGUAGGGCUCUAUUUAUUUGGUGCGGAUGUCAACCCUGAAGAAUUUGUGAACAGAUUCUUUGACAGUCUUUUCCCUCUAGUCUACGAUCAUCUCAUCAACCCUGGCAUGGCCGACAGUUCCCUGGAAUACUCGGAAUGCAUCCGGGUGGCUCGGCGGGACAUUAGUCCAUUUGGUAACAUCCCCAAAAGAGUAAUGGGGCAGAUGGGGCGGUCGCUGCUGCCCAGCCGCACAUUUCUGCAGGCACUGAAUCUGGGCAUUGAAGUCAUCAAUACCACAGACCAUCUGCACUUCUCCAAAGAAUGCAGCAGAGCCCUCCUGCGGAUGCGGUACUGCCCGCACUGCCAGGGCCUGACACUCAGCAAGCCUUGUAUGGGCUACUGCCUCAACGUCAUGAGAGGCUGCUUGGCACACAUGGCAGAGCUUAACCCACACUGGCAUGCAUACAUUCGGUCAUUGGAAGAGCUGUCGGAUGCCAUGCACGGGACGUAUGAUCUUGAACACGUGCUCCUGAACUUCCACCUGCUUGUUAAUGAUGCUGUGAUGCAGGCUCACCUUGAUGGACCAAAAUUAUUGGAACAGGUAAAUAAGAUUUGUGGCCGUCCAAUCAGAACACCCACACAAAGCCCCCGUUGUUCUUUUGAUGAGAGCAAAGAGAAGCAUGGAAUGAAGAUCUCGGCAAGAAACGAAGAAGAGACACUUGCCAACAGAAGAAAAGAAUUUAUCAACAACCUUCGACUGCACAGGACAUUUUAUGGGAUCCUGGCUGAUCAGCUUUGUGUUAAUGACUUAGCCGCUGCUGACGGACUGCCAUGCUGGAAUGGAGAAGAUAUAGUAAAAAGCUAUGCUCAGCGUGUGGUUGGAAAUGGAAUCAAAACCCAAUCUGGAAACCCUGAAGUCAAAGUCAAAGGGACUGAUCCUGUGAUAAAUCAGAUUAUUGAUAAACUGAAGCAUGUUAUUCAGUUGUUACAGGGUAGGUCACCCAAGCCCGACAAGUGGGAACUUCACAUGGGCAGUGGUGGUGGCAUGGCGGAACAGGUCAGCGGGGACUGUGAUGAUGAAGAUGGUUGUGGGGCAUCAGGAAGUGGAGAAGUCAAGAGGACACUAAAAGUCACAGACUGGAUGCCAGAUGAGAUGAACCUCAGUGAUGUAAAGCAAAUCCAUCAAACAGACGGUCAUAGUACUAUAGACACAACUGGAUCAGGAUGUACAACAGCAACUGAGUCAAUGACAUUCACCCUGAUGGGUGCAGUGAUGUUACUCCUAGGCUUUGGUAACUGAACUCUUCUGUCCUGAUCAUAUAUGUCUUAUUGGAGUCUCAUUUCUCCCCUCCCUUCAUUUAAUUGGAAUAAGAGGUCUUUUUUAAUGUAACAGUCAUAUUUAUGAAAAGGUAUGUAACACUAACCUCUUAGAAGCCAAGUUGGAAUGUUCACAAAGUAUCUAAAAAUCAACGUUUAAAUGAUAGACUGUCUGAAAAUGCCUCCUUUGAAUCUAAAUUAAACCUUCUUCAAUUCUAUUAUAUUAAACCUGCAAAUGUGAAGAAUAUAGCAGUGUAUUCAAUUAAGAAGGAUUUGGUGUAUCUAUAAUUUUAUUAUCCUUGAUUCCAAACUCCUUUCUUUAAAAGAAAAAAAGUAGUUUGAUUUGACAGUGUAUUUGCAAAACAAUGAAAACAGUACAGAGUGUUUCUUAAAAUACUGGCUAGAAUUCCAUUAAAUGAGUCAAAAUAAACAAUGGCAAGUAGUAUGCAUGAGUUUUCAAGAAAUUCUUCCAUUUUUGCAAGCUAUCGGAAGAAAUUACUGAAAGCCUGUACAUCAUAAAGUAGAUUGCUGAGAAACAUUCUAUGUAAUUUCAUUAAAGAAGCUUGGUAAUUUUUAUCCAUUGUAACUUAGCCACUGACAAACCUCAAAGCUAAGGUAUUUUGGUAGCAUCUGAUCUGUAUUCCAUUAUAUCCAAAAUGCAAUCUUUGGUAUCGUGGGUCUGUCCUGGACUCUCUCUUUGCCUAAUGCAUUUAGCUAUGUUGCAAAGUACAUGCCUGCUCUAAGAAUAUCUCUAAUAAAGCCGCUAAUUAUUUGGUGGAAAACUUUAAAGAAUAUGGAUCAUUUUCUUCUGGCAAAAUAAUAUAUCCAUCCACUUUCAAAAUAUUAUUUGCUAUUUCUUUUUAAAUCUUGAUAUUGAACAGUUGACGCUAUACAUUUUUAAAGUUCCUAUGAAUCUCUAAAGACAUAUAUUGCACUAAUACAGAAAAUAUGGCAUGCAAUGCUUUAGCUCUUUUGCUAUUUGCAGAGCUGCUAAUCCACAGUGCCUGAGUCCUCAGCUGUGAUAAGAUACUUUACAGACACUGAUUAGUAUAUGUCUAUCAUUGCACUUAAGGAAGAGAUAAGUCAGCUUUUAUUAAGAAGUAUUACAUCCUGUGGACAGCCAGAUAAUAUCAUUAAUACAAAGUGACAGAAUAGAAAACAGAAGUGCUGAACCUAUAAAAUAAAAAAAAUCGCAAAAAGAUUUAAAAUGACCUCUGAGAAAGAGUUGAAGAGGACUCAAUUGACAGUCAAUAUUUGUAAGGUGAUAUCAAUCUCUCCAAAUCAUGAAAAGGUAUAUGAUUAAACCAUGUUCUCUAUUAGAGUCUCAAUUAACCAAAUGAUCUGACAAUGGUCGAUUUAAACUACAAUAUGUUCAAACCACCAAAUCAGAUUGUAUUAUCUGUUCAAACAUGCCUCAGAACUGGAAAUACCGUUCUAUCUGCUAAUUCUGGACAUAAUUUCCCUAGACUUCCAUUCUAGACCUUAAUAUUUAUUCCACGAUCUACUUGGUUUAUAACUCAUUUGCACCACCACACUCCACAAAUUAUAAACUUAAACAUGUAUUUUCUUUAAUUUUCAUUUCAACCUCAGCUCAUGAUUUAAAUAACUCUGAAACAAAUAAUAGUAAGUUUCCCACUUGUUGCACUCCAGCCCAAGUCAUGAUUGGUUUGCUCUGGCAAAACUUCUGACCCAACCUUAGAGGAAUUUGGAAGACAAACAAACUGAAAGGCAUGGUUAAGCAGUCUUAGAUGUUUCUGGAUAAAAUUAUUUGACAGCAGAAAAUUUUAGAUAUGUCAGGAAAUGGAUAAAAGCAGAGUAGUAACAAAGUUAAUACCGGUAGUAUGAAUGAAUUAUUAUUUUUUUACCAACUAAAUGUUACAUACUCAAAUGGGUGUUGUCCAGCUCCUGGCAGGCAAAUUGGAGACUAUAAAUAUAAAUGUUUUAUAUAUAUGUAUAUGCAUAUAUAUAA
Messenger RNA from Hipposideros armiger (great roundleaf bat), 3386 nucleotides. RefSeq names its product glypican 5 (gene GPC5). The record is from RefSeq and is a predicted model, not a curated record. Gene Ontology annotation, biological process: positive regulation of canonical Wnt signaling pathway; regulation of protein localization to membrane; cell migration. The coding region runs from base 78 to 1400 and encodes 440 amino acids. NCBI's taxonomy places the organism in Eukaryota, Metazoa, Chordata, Mammalia, Chiroptera, Hipposideridae. The transcript has 6 exons. Gene Ontology annotation, cellular component: plasma membrane; extracellular region; cell surface.